AUGUCUUUUAAUAUGGCUAUGGCUCUGAAGCCUUCCUUUAGCCCAAGUCCGAUGGACAAUACGAAUACAAAUCGCCCUCAACAUCCACCUUCAUCAUCUCCAGUGUCGUCGACCACAUCAUCAACUUCCACGAUGUCUCUUUCGACAAACCACCAUUUUCCUAUCCACUCCAUGAGCUCCAGCUUGAGCUCGUUCAACUCCACCACCUCGCUUGAUUCGCUCUUUCUGCGGUUUGAUCUGGCGCCAACUUCGACCCUCACUCCUAUUGCCACAUCCCCUCAACAACACAUGCUUAAGGCCAAGGAUGUGUGUGACUUACUCCAUAAGACCUUCGCAGCCAAGACCUUGGUUGUCCUUGUUGGGCUUCCGGCCUCGGGAAAGAGUACCGUGUGCAAGCAGUUGGCCCAGAUGUUGAAGUCCAACGACUACAAGACUCUCAUUUAUAACGCUGGCAACAUCCGUCGUAUGAUGAAGCAAACAUUCUCUGAUGCUGACUUCUUCAACCCUACAAAUGAACAGGCUAAGUCUCAAAGAGAGUUGUAUGCUACCAUGUCCAUGGAGAAUAUGCUUGAUGAUUUCCGUCACAACAGAAUCACAGUGGGUUUUUUGGACGCUACAAACACCACCAGAGCAAGACGGGCUCGCAUGCUUGAAAUGGCCAAGGCCUCGGGCAUCAACUUUGCAAACAUCAUUGUAUUGGAUAUCUCAUGUACCGACGAUAGGCUCAUCACAUAUAACAUUGCAGGAAAGGCUUCUAAUGUCGACUACUCUGGCCGUGAUGUGGCUGAAUCCAUCGCUGACUUUAAGCAAAGAACAAAUCACUACUUCAAGAUUUACGAGCCGGUCUCGGAAGCCGAGUUGGCCAAGUAUGAGGACGUUGAGUACAUAAGCAUCAGAAAUGGUGGAAAAGAGUACACUUUUUCCGGCAGCAAGGCCAAGAAUGACGUGGACAUGUUGUUCCAUAACUUUGCUUCGCAGUACUACAACUUGCAUGGGGAAAAAUAUUAUGACGAGGUAGAACGGUUCUACCUGGGAGUCAAGAAGGAAUAG
This is a messenger RNA of Sungouiella intermedia, 1050 nucleotides long. NCBI's taxonomy places the organism in Eukaryota, Fungi, Ascomycota, Pichiomycetes, Serinales, Metschnikowiaceae. The record is from the annotation of a GenBank genome assembly.